GGUUUGUUGAGAAAUAUUGUGGCUUAUCGGUUAUUUAAAAUGGACAAGAAAUCUUUUGACAUCGUCUUAGACGAAAUAAGAAAGUGUGUUUUGACAGAUCAGCGCAUUAAAGCGAUCGAGCAGGUCCAUGGAUAUUUCUCCAGUGAACAGGUGAUCGACAUCCUGAAAUACUUCUCAUGGGCAGAACCUCAGAUAAAGGCAGUGAAAGCCUUCCAGCACAAAAUGGUGGCCAUUCCGACAACCAAGGUUGCAAACAUCCUGAACACUUUCACAUUCACAAAGGACAAAAUUGUUGUGCUGGAGCUGAUAGCUUUAAAUAUAUCGGAUGCCCAUAAUUAUCUUCCAGUGGAGGAGCAGUUCCGCACUCAUCUAAAAGAGAAGAAAUAUGCACGACGGAUCCUUGAGCAGGUGUGUAAGGUGGGAUGUAAGGCCCCAGUUGCAAUGGUUUCAUCCUGUGGGAUGAUACCUGGUAACCCUUAUCCUAAAGGUAAACCCAGCCAGGUCACCGGGACCUUUCCUGGAAUGCCUCCCAAAAAAGAGGGUGAGGAGGUUAGUAUGGAAGGAAAAGGGAUCGCUAACCGCAUCAUCGGACCCUGCAAACCUUCUCCAUCAUCCUACAAUCCACACCGGCCUAUACCCUACCCAAUUCCUCCCUGCAGACCUCAUGCAACCAUUGCACCAAGUGCUUACAACAAUGCAGGUCUGGUGUCAGUGAGAGGGGUCAUUACUGCAAAUGUGCCCCCUCCACCCUACACCUCCACUCCAAAGUCAGCAGCUUACGCUCGACCUGCCAGUCAGCAGAACCCUGCUUCAAGUGGCUCUGCCACCUCCACUACCUCGCCUGCCAAUUCAGCCCCUCCCACUCCGGUCACCUCCCAGCCUCAGCCCACCACUCCUGUUACCCCUGUUUUCCCUGGCAUGGUCCCUGCCCAAAGCCCUGCCACCCCUUCUCCUGCACCUACCCUCUCAUCCUCUGUCAUUAGAAGCUCUCCUGCGCCUGCAGGCUCUCCUCAGUUUGCCCCGAACCCCAGUGGUCACAGCACCCCCACUUCCACUGUCCUUUCUGGUCUACUUCCUAAUGACAGAAACACUCCCUCAAUUAUCAGAGCUCCAACUCCUUCUGGUACACCUGGUAUACCCCCUCCACCUUACGGUGCAUCUCGUUCAGGCACUCCCACUUCCAGGGGACCAGCAGAACAGUCUUCUCAAAAUAUAGUGUAUUCUUCCUCCAAGGGCUUCCCACCUUCUGCUGACCCCCAGUUAAAUUCCUUAAAUCCUAAAGCCUCUAGUAAUUUAGUCAUGCGGAGCUAUACACCCUCAGGGGCACCACACGGACAGUCCAGUCCGAUGCAGGGUCUGGGUACUUUACCUCCUGGCACCCCAGUAGCUCACUGUGCUCCCAGCCCAAAACCAAAUUCUGGCAGGUCUCAGGCUGGGACACCAAACCCAUCCAUUUAUAGCGAGCUGCCCUCAAGCUCUGUAGUCCAGCACAGCGGAGGCAGUGGCAGCAACAGCCCUGUCCCUUCCGCCUUUAAAGGCCCUUCAUCUAGGUCAGGCACCCCCUCACUUAGCUCACUGGUGAUGCCCAAUUCUUCUGCUCUGGCUCGCUCGCUGGGCUUGAACCACAGCGCUGCCUCCCCCUUGGGUUCUCUGGCUUCUCAGCAUGGUGGCAGCCCUGCCUCAGCAUUCCCAGGCAUCUCCUCCUUCUCCCCACUAUCCUCAGCCUCGCCUCUUCCCGGAGCGCCAUCCUCCAUGCAUGCUUCUGCUUCUGCCGCCUCAGCUCCGCCCACCACAGCAUAUUCAGGCCUAGAUCCCAUUCGGGGGCCCUCUCCUUCACCUUUCGGUCUCGGACUUACCACCAACCCCUCCAUGUUCCCAGGCUUAGCUUCAGGGCCUAGUCCUGCCUUUCCUGGGUAUGGUGGUUCAGGUCCUGCAACAGCAGGGAGUCCAGUGCUCUCCUCUUUCAUGGGACUUCCUGGCACCUCCUCCUCUGUGGCCACGGUGGCUCCUCUACAAGCGGCCGUGGUGGCAGCAGCUGCAGCAGCAGGCGUGCCCUCUACCUCACCCGUGCUUCCAGGCUUUGCAUCUGCGUUCAGCUCCAACUUUAACCCCGCUCUCAUGGGACAGCCAGGUGCUGGUCUCCAGGCCCCAGGUGGUGCUGCCUUCCCUGGAUUGAUGUCAUUUCCUGCAGGAAUACCUGGCUUCUCUUCAGGUGGUGGUGCUGCUCUGUCUGGUCUCCACAACCCCGCUGUUCAGUCUGCACUGCUGCAGGUUCAUUCUGCGUCACCUCUGGACAGCUUUCCUCCUCAGCCCAAUGGCUUUGGCAGCUACCCUGCAGGCACUCCGUUCCCACCCGCUGGUGCCGGAUCCCCCUUCGCCCUGCAGCCUGGUUUGCACCCUCAGCUAGGCUGGCAGUAAGCAUGUACUGAAAAUCAGUUAGGACCAAUCAAGUAAUACAAUAUUGUUGUUACAGACGACUUGUCCCUGGUUCCAUUUGUCAGACGGUACUUAAAUGGGCAGGAUUUUGGACAGGAUUUAUGCUUUCAGAGAUGGGCAGUGCCAAGACAGCUGUACUCUUAGGUUCUUUAUAUUAUUUAAAAGCAGCUGUGCAUGAGUUUACAAAUGGACGUUAAUUAAAAAGAAAGAGAAAACAUUAUUAACAUUAUAAUCAUGCUACUCCACUGGGUCCAGAGACACCAAUUUUGGGGAAAAGGAGGCAUGUGGAACUGUUUUGUUCUACCUUAUAUGGUGUGGGAUUUGGAAAACCUCUGUACUUUGUAUUCAGGUGAAUAUCAAAGCCAGCAACUCAAUUACGUUUUACCACAUCGCUCAAGCCAAGCGCUGAACUAAGCGGUAAAAUACUUCUCAUGUUUAUGCGCCCCAAUACUAUGAAACUUGUGGUUAUCAGAAGUUCUGGACGUCUGGACUACAUUACUAAAUUGCUCACUUCUGGAUCGUAGACAGCCUGUAUUAUUUUGCAUCAUCGUGUCAGGGCUUGCUUGGCAUAACUAGUUCCUCAGUUGCUCGGAACUACUAGAAAUACUGUGAACAUUAUUAACUCCAGCUAAUAACUGCUUUAUUAGCUCGGUUCAUCGUACAUGAACGUACAUGCUUUCCUGUUAAGUUUGAAGCUAAACCGAACAGAAUUCUGAAUGUAAAUUCUGUAUCUUGUUAUAUUAGAUUUUUAAGAAGUAGGAAUUCACCUUUAAUUAGCAUCAUGGGGACGUUUUUAGCAAUCAUGAUGUACAGCAAUCUGUAAACUGUAAGUAGGAUUUUUUUUUGUUACUGCUCUUGAUGUUCCUAAAUUCCCCAAGUGAGAAUUUUAACAAGCGAGUUACUGGUAAUGUCCUGUAUGUUUAAAUAUACUUUAGACCUGAUAAAUGUAUGAAUUGUGCACUAGGUUAGGAUUUUUAAUACUGUGUAUGGAAGAAACUGUAUAACAUUACAGUGGUCAAGGUGGACAUUUUAUCAUGACUUGAUGAAGUUGAUUAUGAAAUACUGUAAGGCAUUAUGGUAGGUGUAGGUUUGUUUAUUGUAAUAUGAAAUAAAUACCUUUUUUACAUCUGA
Molecule: messenger RNA, 3567 nt
Organism: Trichomycterus rosablanca
Lineage: Eukaryota; Metazoa; Chordata; Actinopteri; Siluriformes; Trichomycteridae
Gene: proser1
Product: proline and serine rich 1
Exons: 12
Coding region: 40-2418 (792 amino acids)
Source: RefSeq, a predicted model, not a curated record